Messenger RNA from Sipha flava (yellow sugarcane aphid), 1398 nucleotides. RefSeq lists its product as uncharacterized. Lineage: Eukaryota; Metazoa; Arthropoda; Insecta; Hemiptera; Aphididae. The transcript has 2 exons. Bases 1 to 1398 code for a protein of 465 amino acids. The record is from RefSeq and is a predicted model, not a curated record.
AUGGCGAGUGAAAUGAAAACCAUGUUUAGCGAAAAACAAAGGGAUUUAUUUGUGAUUGGUGCGUACAAAUUUCGAUUCCACAAGUACUUAAAAAAAAAUAAUCUAGAACGGUGGUGUUGUUGUAAAAAAACCUGUACAGCUUAUAUUCAUUUGAACUCCGAUAAUGAAGUAGUCAAAAAAGUUAUUGAUCAUAGUCAUGGUGAAGAAAACGAAAUAUUGAACCGUCAAAUCGUGAGUAAUCAAUUAAAACGAAAAGCUAUCGACGAUAUUUGCGAAAAACCAAGUAAAAUCAUUAGUCGCGAAUUACUUACACAUGAUGUAGAUACUUUAACUACAUAUGAUUUACAAUUGAUCAGAAAAAAUAUGCAUUAUGCACGAUCGUCUAUUUUGCCCAAAUUACCAAAAAAUUUGGAGGAACUUCAAACUUCAUUAGACAAUAUGAGCGAUUUCUUAUUAACCAAUCGUAGUGAAAACUUUUUGUUGGUAAAUGAUAAGGAAUCGAAUAUCUUAUUAUUUUCUUGUAAAAGUAACUUAAUGUUUUUAAGCAAUGUUGAUACAAUUUUUGUUGACGGAACUUUCAAAAGUUGCCCAAACCUUUUUACUCAAAUCUUCACAGUUCAUGGCUUACAAAAUGAUAAAUAUAUACCACUAUUAUUUUUUCUACUUCCUGAUAAGGAAUUAAAAACCUACGAAAAGGCAUUUUUCCACAUUUUGUCUGAAUGUAAUAAAAUCAAUAUUAUAUUUUCUCCAAAAAAAGUGUUUGCAGAUUUCGAAAAAGCAAUACAUUUGGCUAUUUUAUCAGUUUGGCCUUCAAUAACUCUGAAGGGAUGCCGAUUUCAUUUGGGCCAAAGCUGGUAUAGGAAAAUACAAUCAAUUGGCUUAAGUUCUGAGUAUAAAAUUGACAGCGAUUCAAGUAAAUACUUGAAAUAUUUUUUUGGAUUACCGUUUCUUCAUCCCGACGAAGUGAUCAACUGUUUCACAGACGAUUUAAUAUCUAUUAAACCGUUAGAUGAAAAAAUUGAUAUAUUUACUGAUUAUAUAUUAGAAACAUAUAUACUACCAGAAUCUAGUUUCCCGCCUUCAUUAUGGGCAGAAUACUCGGCUACUACUAUGAGAACUACAAAUAGUUGUGAAGCUUUUCAUUCUAAGCUCAACGCGAUGUUUUAUAAUGCACAUCCAAAUAUUUUUCAAUUUAUUGAUACUAUGAAGAGGUUACAAACAGAUAUUUAUAUAAAGCAACGUAGUAUUCACUUAAACAAUCGCACAACCUCGAUAAUUAAAAAAGAACAGUUUUUAAAACAAGCAAUGGCAGAUUUUGAAUCAAAAAAAAUUAGGAAUAGGACGAUUCGGCGUAGACGUUUAGGCAAUGGUCGUUUCGGCGUUAAGUCGAUGAUGUAA